Messenger RNA from Calypte anna (Anna's hummingbird), 5515 nucleotides. It is a transcript of the gene ADAMTSL1, whose product is annotated as ADAMTS like 1. Gene Ontology annotation, biological process: extracellular matrix organization. The transcript is spliced from 30 exons. Gene Ontology annotation, cellular component: extracellular matrix. The coding region runs from base 1 to 5379 and encodes 1792 amino acids. The record is from RefSeq and is a predicted model, not a curated record. Gene Ontology annotation, molecular function: metalloendopeptidase activity. NCBI's taxonomy places the organism in Eukaryota, Metazoa, Chordata, Aves, Apodiformes, Trochilidae.
AUGUUGUUGCUAGCUUUAGUGAGAGUUUGUGGAGACCAAAAUCAAGAAGCAGUUUUCCUACGUGAAUUUACUUUGAUUCGGAGGGAAAGUCUUCAUGAUGAUUUCCUAUCUGAUCUGCUGAAUAACCACAAAACAGAAGACCUGAGCUCAAGAACAGCUCGCUCAGAGGAAGAUCAAGACUCACUGUGGGAUGCCUGGGGCUCAUGGAGUGAAUGUUCACGCACGUGUGGAGGAGGGGCUUCGUAUUCCCUGAGACGCUGCCUGAGCAGCAAGACCUGUGAAGGGCGAAAUAUCCGGUACCGGACAUGCAGCAAUGUGGACUGCCCCCCAGAAGCAGGUGAUUUUCGUGCCCAGCAGUGCUCUGCUCACAACGACGUCAAGUACCAAGGGCAGUUUUAUGAGUGGCUUCCCAUCUCUAACGACCCCGACAACCCGUGCUCGCUGAAGUGCCAAGCCAGAGGAGCACCUCUGGUUGUGGAGCUUGCACCAAAGGUUCUGGAUGGGACUCGAUGCUACACUGAAUCCCUGGACAUGUGCAUCAGUGGCUUGUGCCAAGUCGUUGGCUGUGACCGCCAGCUGGGAAGCACUGUCAAGGAAGAUAACUGCGGGGUCUGCAAUGGUGAUGGGUCCACCUGCCGGCUGGUUCGGGGCCAGUAUAAGUCCCAGCUCUCAGCAAAUAAACUGGAUGACACAGUGGUUGCUAUUCCAUAUGGAAGCAGGCAAGUUCGCCUUGUGCUGAAAGGACCCGAUCAUUUAUAUUUGGAAACCAAGACUCUCCAAGGUGUGAAGAGUGAAAACAGCCUCAGCUCCACAGGCUCCUUCCUCAUGGACAAUUCCAGCAUUGACUUUCAGAAAUUCCCUGACAAAGAGAUACUGAGAAUAUCUGGGCCUCUCAGUGCAGACUUCACUGUCAAGAUUCGCUAUGCUGGUGCUGCUGACAGUUCAGUUCAGUUUAUCUUCUAUCAGCCUAUCAUUCACCGAUGGAGGGAAACUGACUUUUUCCCUUGUUCAGCAUCCUGUGGAGGAGGUUAUCAACUGACAUCUGCUGAAUGUUUUGAUCAGAGAAGUAACCGGGUAGUAGCAGAUCAGUACUGUCACUAUUACCCUGAAAAUAUCAAGCCAAAACCAAAGCUUCAAGAGUGUAACCUGGAUCCUUGUCCUGCAAGUGAUGGAUACAAGCAGAUCAUGCCCUAUGACCUCUACCAUCCCCUUCCUCGGUGGGAAAGUACACCGUGGACUGCCUGUUCCUCAUCCUGUGGAGGAGGUAUUCAAAGCCGCAGUGUCUCGUGUGUGGAAGAAGACAUUCAGGGGCAUAUCAGCCCUGUGGAAGAAUGGAAAUGCAUGUAUACUCCAAAGAUGCCUGUUGUCCAACCUUGCAAUAUAUUUGACUGCCCAAAGUGGCUUGCUCAGGAGUGGUCCCCGUGCACUGUGACCUGCGGACAGGGGCUCAGAUACCGUGUGGUCCUUUGCAUUGAUCACAGGGGGAUGCACACAGGAGGUUGUAGUCCUAAAACAAAGCCACACAUAAAAGAAGAAUGCAUUGUACCAACUCCUUGCUACAAGCCCAAAGAGAAACUUCCCGUGGAAGCAAAGUUGCCAUGGUAUAAGCAGGCUCAAGAGCUGGAAGAAGGAUUGGUGGUGUCUGAAGAACCGUCGUUUAUUCCUGAAGCUUGGUCCACCUGUAGUGUCACCUGUGGAGUGGGCAGCCAAGUACGGCUUGUGAAAUGCCAAGUGCUCCUCUCUUUCUCCCAGUCUGUGGCUGACCUGCCCAUUGAUGAGUGUGAAGGUCCCAAACCUGUGUCUCAGAGAGCUUGUUACAGUGGUCCCUGCAGUGGGGAGGCAGCUGAAUAUACCCCGGAGGAAACUGAGAUGCUGUAUGGCAGCUUGCAGGAGUUUGAUGAGCUCUAUGACUGGGAAUAUGAGGGCUUUACGGAGUGCUCAGAGUCCUGUGGAGGAGGUGUACAGGAAGCUGUGGUGACCUGCCUGAACAAACAAACCAGGGAGACUGCAGAAGAGACUCUGUGUGUGACCAGCCGACGUCCUCCACAGCUGCUGAAAACUUGUAGCCUGGAUCCCUGUCCCCCAAGAUGGGAGAUUGGGAACUGGAGCACCUGCAGUCUUACUUGUGGAGUUGGAUUACAAACACGUGAUGUCUUCUGUUCUCAUCUACUGUCAAGAGAGACCAAUGAGACUGUGAUUUUGGCAGAUGAAUUGUGCAAUAAACCUAAACCACCCUUUGUGCAAGCCUGUAAUCGCUUUGACUGCCCACCUUCCUGGUAUCCUACAGAAUGGCAAGAGUGCUCACAGACAUGUGGUGGUGGUGUCCAGAAGCGAGAUACAUUUUGUAAGCAGCACCUGGCAGAUGGAAGCUUGUUAGAGCUGCCAGAAGCCUUCUGUGCCACACCAAGGCCAUUUACCCAACAAGACUGCAAAAAUGAGGAUUGUCCCAAUGAGUGGCUUCUCUCAGACUGGACACAGUGCUCAGUGAGCUGUGGAGAGGGCACGCAGAGUCGAAAUGCUAUUUGCAGAAAGAUGCUGAGAACUGGAGAGUCUGUCAUCAUCAAUUCCUCUCUGUGCCCAGCUUUGCCAUUCUCAUCCUUGAUCAGGCCCUGUGCAUUAGACACCUGUGCAAGGCACAGCAGGCCGGCUCAUAAGCAAAGUCCUCAUAUUAUGGCUGUAAAGAAAGUUUACAUCCAAAUAAGAAAGCAGAAGAAGCUACACUUUAUUGUAGGUGGGUAUGCCUACUUGCUGCCCAAAACCUCCAUUAUUCUCCGAUGUCCCACAAGGAGGUUCCGAAAAUCAGUGAUCUCUUGGGAGAAGGAUGACAAGAGGCUUGUCAGCUCAGCUCACAUCACCAUUGCACCCUAUGGGUACAUGAAAAUCCAUCGUUUAAAGCCUUCAGACACUGGGACAUACACCUGCACAGCAGGGCCAGCCCAGGAGCAUUUUGUCAUUAAACUGAUUGGAAGCAACAAGAAGAUCAUUGCUGGGCAGCCAGCUGGUAUUACGGAGGAAGAGGCCAUAAGAAAGGCCAGCUUAAAUGAAGCCUUGCGAACACAAGAUAAACACAUCAAUGGAAUUCUCUUCAAUGGGAGCAAGGCUGAAAAGCGAGGGCACCUUGCUGACUACAGUAACUGGUAUGACGAAAUUGUCUCAAGGUUGCUACAGCAAAGGGGCUGGCCAGGGGAAAAUCUGGAGUCCUGGGAAGCCCAGGAUUCCACAGAGAGAAACACAUCCUCAGAAGAGGACCAGAGCCAGAGCCAGGAGUAUAACCUGCCAUUUACUAUGGUCACAGAGCAGAAGAGCUUGGAUGAUAUCAUAAGGAACUUGUCUCAACAGCCUGAGGAACUUAAAGAUGGCUAUACUGACCAGCUGGUUGUGCAGCUGGCUCGUGGGGUUUUCAAGAGUCACUUGGAGCAUCAGGGAUCUGUUCUUAAAGCAUCAAGGAGAAGAACAGAUUCAGCCUCUCUGGAAUACCCUCUCCACAGACACGUUUCUGGAUUUACCAGCUCCGUGAGGACGUCGUCUGCUGAAGCAUUUCUUCCCACACCUGUAGACCUGAUCAAUGGCUUGCGCAGACCUCAUCAAAAGGCAGCCAUCCUCCGAAAGAUUUCAGCAGCACAACAGCUUUCUGCUUCAGAGGUUGUUACCCACCUGGGACAGACAGUGGUCCUAGCCAGUGGCACCUUGAGUGUGCUGCUUCACUGCGAAGCAGUCGGAAACCCAAAGCCCACCAUCAGCUGGGCUAAGAAUGGAGAAGAGGUGAAAUACAAUGACAGGAUGCUGCUUCAGCCAGAUGACUCCUUGCAAAUUCUAGCACCUGUAGAAGCUGAUGUGGGUUUCUAUGCUUGCAAUGCAUCCAAUGCCUUGGGAUCUGACUCUGUCUCCAUUGCUGUCACUCUAGCAGGAAAGCCACUGAUAAAGGCAUCAAGAGCUACUGUGAUCAACACUGAAUCACCUGCUGUCACUGUUGAUAUUGGGAGCACGGUGAAAACAAUCCAGAAAGCAAAUGUUACCAUUAGCUGCCAGGUCGCAGGUGUUCCUGAAGCAGAAGUUACUUGGUUUAAGAACAAGGUUAAGCUGUCCUCUGCUCACCAGAUGCCUGAUGGGCUGCUGCUAAUUACAAAUGUUUCUCUGUCAGAUCAGGGUUUGUACUCCUGCAAGGCAGCCAAUCUUCGUGGGGAGGUAACUGAAAGCUCCCAGCUGUUGGUUCUUGAGCCUCCACGACCUCUUCCUUACCUAGAAGACUUGACAGCAGUGCUUUCCAGUGCUGGGACCAGCACUAGUUCUGUGCUGACCUCUCCCUUGGGAACAAAAAUGACUGUCAGUCCAGGGACCUCUGUUUUCAUAGGUUGUGCUGUGGAUGGCCAUCCAGCCCCAAAUAUCACCUGGCUUUACUCUGGCCAGCCUCUCAGUCUGCGGCACCACGUCCUGGCAGCGGGUCGGAUUCUUCAGAUACUCAAUGUCAGUGAUGCUCCUGAUGGUGAAUUCAGCUGCCUUGCUCAGAAUGAAGCUGGAUCCCUCACACAAAAAACAUCCCUGGCUAUACAAGAAUACCAGUGGUCAGUGGACAAGCUAAUGGCUUGUUCAGCUUCCUGUGGCCACAAAGGGAUGCAGCUGCCCCAGCUGAGGUGCUUACUGGAUGGGGCUGAAGUCAACUUAUCCCACUGCAAAGAGAAGCCCAAGCCAGCCCUGCAGCCCAUUGCAUGCAACAGGAAAGAUUGCCCUUCACGCUGGAUGGUAACAUCGUGGUCUCCUUGCACACGGAGCUGUGGGGGAGGCAUCCAGAUGCGGCGAGUGACGUGCCAGCGCCUGACAGCCAAAGGCAGCUCCAUCCCAAUGUCAAACGAGGCUUGUGCCCAGCUGUCCAAGCGCCCUGUGGACACACAGAACUGUAACAGGCAGCCCUGUGUUGAGUGGGGGGCCUCCUCUUGGGGCCAGUGUAAUGGGCCAUGCAUCGGACCACGACUGGCUGUACAACACAGACAGAUAUUUUGCCAGACAAAAGAUGGGACUUCUGUGUCAUUGGAUCAAUGCAGUGCCCUACCAAGGCCUUUGAGCACCCAGAACUGCUGGACUGAUGCCUGCGGCGUGCACUGGAGGGUCAGCCUGUGGACUGUCUGCACAGCUACAUGUGGGAACUACGGCUUCCAGUCCCGACGUGUGGAUUGCGUACACGUCCGCACCAACAAGCCCGUGCUGGAGCAUCACUGCUCCUGGAGGCCACGGCCAGCCAACUGGCAGCGCUGCAACAUCACUCCCUGUGAAAACAUGGAGUGCAGAGACACCACAAGGUACUGUGAGAAAGUGAAGCAGCUCAAACUCUGCCAGCUCACCCCGUUCAAGUCACGCUGCUGUGGGACUUGUGGAAAAGUCUGAAGACAAAAGCAGUGAAAAUGGAGGAACAAGGGGAUCACAGCCUGUGCUUCAAUGAGGCGAGGACUUUUACAUAAAAUAUAAAUGGAAUGGAAUUCUUUUUUCAUUUUAUUUAUUUAUUUCCCUUUAGGAAAAAAAA